GUAGUAGCAGCAGGAGUAGGAGUAGCAGCAGGAGGAGGAGGCGUUUUGUGUUUUUCUAGCCGCCAAAAGGGCUCCUGCUAGCGCGCCCGAAGGUUUCGUUUGAAAUAAUUCAGUACGAAACCACUUUAAUAUCGUCCCGUAGCCUACACGAGUCAGCGGCCUUUUCGAUCUCCAGGCGCGGCAGCUGAAUGACGGAGAAUGUGUAUUUUAAAGAGGCCAGACGCUCGUGUCCGUGAACGAAGAACGCGCAAACUGUGAACCCUCAAAGCGCUUCAUGUUCGAUCGGUGGCAUCGAUGAUGGAAAAGAUGGAGAAGGGAGACAACGUGGAGGAUUUGCAGGGGGACAGCAGUUGCUGUCCCAAGCAGCCUAGGAGCGUGUCAGGAGAACAAGGCCUAACCCAACUCGCCGAGGGGUCCUUCAAACACCUCCGCAUGGCAUCCCAGACGGUCUUGGAAGAAUUAAUGAAGCGCGGACGGUCCAAGUGCCCAAAGUGCCAAGCAUCACGAAUGUUUUACUGCUACACUUGUUUCUCACUUUUGGAGGGGAUUUCAGAAGAACGCGUGCCAAGAGUGAAGUUGCCCUUAAAGGUUGACAUCAUUAAGCAUUCCUGCGAGACGGACGGAAAAAGUACAGCCGUGCAUGCCUGCAUCUUGGCUCCAGACGAUGUCACCAUGUACACCUACCCCUGCUUCCCGGAGUAUGAUAAAAAUGAAAAGGUUUUGCUUGUGUUUCCCGGACCCGAUUCCGUCACACUCGACGAUUUGGAAAAAGAGAUGACAGAGGAUGACAAAAAAGAUCGAGGGGAGAAGCCCAGAAAUUACGUCACUCCUCGCGUCGAUUCACAAUCUAGUGAUCCUUCACCGCAGGCGGUAAAGAAAAUGAAGCUCGCUGGCGAUAAAGGAGAGCACUGCACCCCGGUGCCCAGCUUACCUCCGAAGGCGCCGGCGGGUUCUGAGAAGAGGUACCCAGAAGGUCCCUUCCACCGGGUGGUGUUCAUUGACAGCACUUGGAACCAGACGAACAAAAUGAGCAUGGACGAGAGAUUGAAAGCCCUGCAGUGUGUAAAACUCCAGGCGUGGGAAUCGCAGUUCUGGCGGCACCAGAAGGGAACCCCGCGCACCUUCCUCUCCACCGUCGAGGCCAUUUACUACUUUUUUGUCGAAUACCACGGCCUGCUGCAGGAGGGGCCCUACUCCGGGCAGUACGACAACCUGCUCUUCUUCUUCACAUUCAUGCACGGCCUCGUGAACAACGCCAAGGCGCACAAGCAUGCUUUGCUGCAGGCCUAGGUACUCGACCGCUGCAAUAGCGGUUUGCAGUAGAGUUUGGGCUGUAUCAUCAUCACGAUCCACGGGGAAGAUUGUCCACUGCACGCGUCGUCACUUGUUUCAACUUUCCUCUGCCUUGUGUCAAUAAAAGCACAAAGAUCCCCUGACGUCAUUCGGAAGAGGAGGCCACUGCGUGACAGCGACGGGGUACAAAUUUACAACUUUUUUUUAAAUUACACUGCAAAGUACACAGGUGUGAUUACACAUAGCGGACUAAUGCCCACGCACAUGCCGGGUGAGGAGUGACCCUGUGCCUGCAGAGGCAGCCGCCACUUGGGAUGCCCUUUCAAAAAGUUGGAAAUGUGAUUGUAAGCACUCGGAGAAGGCCUGGCAUAUAUAGGGCGCUCUCUCAAAAAUAAAUAAUUCUCCCCAAUGUCAAUUUGUAAGAACAGAAUUGUGGUUCAGGUGUCGACUGCCAUAACUGGGAUCUGCUACGGACCUCAGCGUUGCUAGGUCAGUGUGUAAAUAAUUUUUUUACAAUCGAAAGACUUAAAUGUGUUGUUUUUUAAAAUUUCAGAUAUUAAACUGGCACCUACCCGAAUGUUUACUUUGUCUAAAUGUAUCAAUACAAAAGCUGCAUUCUCUUUGUCAUCGGUCCCAGUCUCGACGGUGACACGCCUGGGUUCGUGACCCACGUUUAAGAAAUUCUGUUUGGGACAAUCUGCGACAAAGCCCCCUGCGUUUCUCCCCAACCUCCCAGUUCCUUUCCUCGACAUUACAAUGUUGGUUGUGUUAUAGAGCAUUUUUUGUCAAAUUGUGACCUCUUUAUGCAGAAAAUAAAUAAAUGUUCUGUUAAUAGCU
Molecule: messenger RNA, 2130 nt
Organism: Petromyzon marinus (sea lamprey)
Lineage: Eukaryota; Metazoa; Chordata; Hyperoartia; Petromyzontiformes; Petromyzontidae
Gene: DTWD1
Product: DTW motif tRNA-uridine aminocarboxypropyltransferase 1
Biological process (GO): tRNA modification
Cellular component (GO): nucleus
Molecular function (GO): tRNA-uridine aminocarboxypropyltransferase activity
Source: RefSeq, a predicted model, not a curated record